UGUCCCUGUCAUGGCGGCCUCCACGCUGGUGUCGGCGUGGGGCCCGCUACGGCCCGGCGUCCCCGGGCUGUGCCGCUGCCGGCCGCCCAGGGGCCUGUGGGCGCACGCAUGGCGGCUCCCGGAGCCCGCGGGGUCCGGGCGGAGCGUGGCCGCGGUCAGCGGACCUGGCGCCUCGGGCACUGACCGCUACUGCUUGGAGCUGCUGCGGAAACGAGAUUAUGAAGGCUAUUUAUGCUCCCUGCUACUCCCUGCAGAAUCCAGAAGCUCUGCUUUUGCACUGAGAGCUUUCAAUGUGGAACUGGCUCAGGUUAAGGACUCUGUCUCUGAGAAAACAAUUGGACUGAUGAGAAUGCAGUUUUGGAAAAAAACUGUGGAUGAUAUAUACUGUGACAGUCCACCACGUCAGCCUGUGGCCAUUGAACUAUGGAAGGCUGUCAAAAGACAUAAUCUGACUAAAAGAUGGCUUAUGAAAAUCAUUGAUGAAAGAGAAAAAAAUUUGGAUGACAAAGCAUAUCGUAACAUCCAGGAACUGGAAAAUUAUGCUGAAAACACACAGAGCUCUCUUCUUUAUCUAACACUAGAAAUAUUGGGUGUAAAGGAUCUUCAUGCAGAUCAUGCCGCAAGUCACAUUGGAAAAGCACAAGGCAUUGUAACUUGCUUGAGAGCAACGCCGUAUCAUGGUAGUAGAAGAAGAGUAUUCCUUCCCAUGGAUAUUUGUAUGCUGCAUGGUGUUUCACAAGAGGAUUUUCUACGGAAGAGCCAAGAUAAAAAUGUGAGAGAUGUGGUAUAUGACACGGCCAGCCAGGCACACUUGCAUCUAAAGCAUGCUAGGUCCUUCCACAGAAGUGUUCCUGUGAAAGCAUUUCCUGCUUUCCUUCAAACAGUUGCGCUGCAGAACUCUAGGGGGAGCUGUGUACGUGGGCUGAGAAGGCGGUGGGGCCGCUUCACACUGUGCAGGGCAAAAGUUGCUCUGGAGGACUAUUUAAAGAAAAUUCAACAAGUGGAUUUUGAUAUAUUCCACCCAUCUUUACAGCAGAAGAAUACUUUACUUCCAUUAUCUUUGUAUAUUCGGUCAUGGAGAAAAAGAUAUUAAAAUAAUUUCAUGGCACUGAUAUUUACUUUUAUUAGUUUUACCAAAGUGUACUAGUUUAGGGUUCUUGUUUACAAACAACAGGAACUGUUUACAUAAGGAGAAAAUUCACUUAUUGGAUGAGUGUGUAGGUCACAGAAUUAAUGAGAAGUUGCUGUGGGGCCGUGAUUCCCAGAUUCUGCUGCAGGCACCGCCCUUGUCGCAGCAGCCCAGACAGUGUCUGCUGUGCCAUCCCUUCAGAGUCCGAGCCCCAGGAGGGAGUAUCGUUUGAGCUAUGCUUAGGCUGCAGGCCAUGCUUCAGCCACCAGAGGGCAGGGGGAAGCACGUCUCCUCCCAUCCUCACCCUUAGAGAAGAAUGGGGAAGGGGCUCAGGAAGUACUAGGUAGGUUUAUUCCUAGAUAUUUUAUUCUUUUUGUUGCAGUGGUAGAUGGGAGUGUUUUCUUGAUUUCACUUUCAGAUUUUUCAUCAUUAGUGUAUAGGAAUGCCAGAGAUUUCUGUGCAUUAAUUUUGUAUCCUGCUACUUUACCAAAUUCAUUGAUUAGCUCUAGUAGUUUUCUGGUAGCAUCUUUAGGAUUCUCUAUGUAUAGUAUCAUGUCAUCUGCAAACAGUGACAGCUUUACUUCUUCUUUUCUGAUUUGGAUUCCUUUUAUUUCCUUUUCUUCUCUGAUUGCUGUGGCUAAAACUUCCAAAACUAUGUUGAAUAAGAGUGGUGAGAGUGGGCAACCUUGUUUUUUUCCUGAUCUUAGUGGAAAUGGUUUCAGUUUUUCACCACUGAGGACGAUGUUGGCUGUGGGUUUGUCAUAUAUGGCCUUUAUUAUGUUGAGGAAAGUUCCCUCUGUGCCUACUUUCUGCAGGGUUUUUAUCAUAAAUGGGUGUUGAAUUUUGUCGAAAGCUUUCUCUGCAUCUAUUGAGAUGAUCAUAUGGUUUUUCUCCUUCAGUUUGUUAAUAUGGUGUAUCACGUUGCUUGAUUUGUGUAUAUUGAAGAAUCCUUGCAUUCCUGGAAUAAACCCCACUUGAUCAUGGUGUAUGAUCCUUUUAAUGUGCUGUUGGAUUCUAUUUGCUAGUAUUUUGUUGAGGAUUUUUGCAUAUAUGUUCAUCAAACAAUAAAUGCUGGAGAGGGUGUGGAGGAAAGGGAACACUCUUGCACUGCUGGUGGGAAUGUGAAUUGGUACAGCCACUAUGGAGAACAGUAUGGAGGUUCCUUAAAAAACUACAAAUAGAACUACCAUAUGACCCAGCAAUCCCACUACAGGACAUAUACCCUGAGAAAACUAUAAUUCAAAAGAGUCAUGUACCAAAAUGUUCAUUGCAGCUCUAUUUACAAUAGCCAGGACAUGGAAGCAACCUAAGUGUCCAUCAUCGGAUGAAUGGAUAAAGAAGAUGUGGCA
This is a messenger RNA of Mesoplodon densirostris (Blainville's beaked whale), 2478 nucleotides long. RefSeq names its product NADH:ubiquinone oxidoreductase complex assembly factor 6 (gene NDUFAF6). Lineage: Eukaryota; Metazoa; Chordata; Mammalia; Artiodactyla; Ziphiidae. The transcript has 10 exons. Gene Ontology annotation, biological process: mitochondrial respiratory chain complex I assembly; biosynthetic process. The record is from RefSeq and is a predicted model, not a curated record. Bases 11 to 1093 code for a protein of 360 amino acids. Gene Ontology annotation, cellular component: mitochondrion.